Penicillium alfredii is the source of this 1635-nucleotide messenger RNA. RefSeq lists its product as uncharacterized. The transcript has a single exon. NCBI's taxonomy places the organism in Eukaryota, Fungi, Ascomycota, Eurotiomycetes, Eurotiales, Aspergillaceae. Bases 1 to 1635 code for a protein of 544 amino acids. The record is from RefSeq and is a predicted model, not a curated record.
AUGGCCCGACCCCACGACUUGGAUCCCACCCACAUUCCAGCUUUUGUGAAACCGCUAGCUCCUUACGUCAAGCCCCGUCAGGAAGCUCUGCGGAUCCGACAAGCCCUGACAGCUUAUCUGCGGUCAUUCAUUGUGUUUGCGGACGAUGCAAACCAGUCGAACCAUCUUGCCCAGUCCCACCUGGCCCUCUGCGCCCCAACCGACGCCGUCGUCGACGUCAAACGUUUCCCCGCCGACCUCCCCGGAAUCCGAAAGGAAUAUUUGAAGGCGCUGCAGGCCAAUGUCGCGGCCCGGAAGAACCUUCGCACGGUGUCCCAGAAUGUUGCCUCGCUGAGACAGGAGAGAGUGUCUCGAACUCGUCCGUCGAACGAGGACAGCCCGCAAGAACCCGGCGCCGACCUGCGAGGCUACCUGUUGUUGUUGCGCGAUCGACGCCGUCAUACCAAACUACAGGUGUUUCAACACUACCUCGAGGAUAUCAAGACGCAGGAUGGAGUCGAUGAGGCAGCCAUUGGCACGGGGGAGGACCUGAGCCAAGAAUUGUUGCCAGAUGAUCCCAAGGCAGACGGAUCGGAUCGAAAUGGUACCGGCGGUCUGGAAGAACUGGUGCACCAACUCGAGCGUGCGGUAGUGCGUGCCAGGACUCAAUUGGAUCGGGAGAAGCAAUUAUUCGAGCAGGUCAAGACACGGCACGACUCCCGUACAACACCUGCGGGGAAUGAGGUGCCACCCGCCGUCAAAGUCCAAGCCCUGCAGCGUACCCGUGAUGAACUCGUGCAGUGGGUCGAGGAACGGCUAGUCAGCGAAGGCGAUCCCGAGGAGAGCCUCCUGCAAGAUUUGCCUUCGGAAGGGAUUGAAGAGGCCCAGCGUUUACUGGAAGAGUGCAAAUCACAAAUUCAAGAGCAAUAUACCGCCUAUCUCCAGGCUCGGCGAGAGCUGCUAGAUGCUGCAUCCCGCGCCUGUCAACCUGUGACCGUGACCACAAAACCAUCAACCCGAUCAACUCAUCAACCUGAACUUCUUACAGAAGAAGCACCGCCGCCGAACCCCCUGGACGUACUCUCGUACACCAGCGAAACCCUCAUGCCACUCUCCAAGAGUCACAAGGCACUAGCCCUACAGAAAUCCUAUCUCGCCGGCCUGCUGGCCAAAGAAAAAUCCACUACCCUACGCGUCUUGAACCGGCUGAGCGACGAGAGCCAUCUUCUUCCCGAAUAUCCGUUGCUCGCACGCCAGCCGCGCUUCAAGCACGCCGUUGCUGCCCUCAAUACUCGCCAGCAGACCGAGCAACCGGACCAGAACCGCGCAGACGAGGUAGUAGCUCUUGCAGACGCGUGGGCAUUUGCGUCUGGUGUGGCCGCUGCGAAUGAGCGUGACUACGUACAACAGAAGGUCACUCUGGGCGUUGAGGUUGCUCACGAUGCACGGAAGACAUUGGGCGAGAUCUACAGCACACUCUAUCAGGAUUUGGAGGAGGCCAUGCAGGAAAACGCGGGGCAGCAGCAGGAAGUCUCUGAUAUCUGGGCGUCCGAAGCUCGCUCGACUCGGCCAAGGAAACCCAGUGGGUCUCGGACGGAGCGACGACCCAAGGGCCCAUGGUCGGGCUUGAAUGCUAAAGUGGGAGUGGGCGAGUGA